Messenger RNA from Pelobates cultripes (western spadefoot toad), 246 nucleotides. The record is from the annotation of a GenBank genome assembly. NCBI's taxonomy places the organism in Eukaryota, Metazoa, Chordata, Amphibia, Anura, Pelobatidae.
AUGUCUGAGCACAAAGAGGAGCAGGCUAAGGGCAAGCACCCGAGUAUUCCUCUGGAUGUCAAUAUUCAAAUGCUGGAAUGCCUGGAUAAAGGAAAGCGCCAAGUGGAUAUUGGGGCAGAUCUACAUUUGCCUACCUCCACCAUCUGCACUGUCCUCGAAAACAAGGAUAUGAUCCGCACUUCAAAGACGACCAGCACUGCUUUUUUCGGCCAAGAAGAUCACCCGCUCCAGGUCCUACGCUCUUGA